UUUCCAUUUGUAAUUGUUAUUUGUUACUUUCGUUAUUGUAAGCUAAAUCAAAGCCAUGGUUUGAACUAGAGUACUGCGGCCCCUGGCCUGCGUACUUCACCCAAACCCGGUCCCAAGGCAACGAACGAAAUUGUUUAGUGACACUUGUUAUGAUCAGGGUAUAUAGAAAGAAAACCACCACAACACUGAAGUUCUUUUGUCAGAUAGAAAUUUAAAAACAACGAAAAAUCAAGUUGAUAAUGAGAAAUUUGGAAGUAUUUAUUUAUUUGUUUUGAGAAGGUGACAUAUCAAUAGCAAUUAGAAUACAUAAUUUAUUUUCCAGUAUAGUUAUCUAGGAUAGUCCUUAAAUAUCCUCCAGAGUAAAUGAGAUAGAUAAGGAAAAGCAUUAAAUCUGAAAAAAGUAUUACAACGGUGAUUGUAUACAAGAUAUUAGACCGGUUCCCUGGCUGUAUGGUUAUUUUUCUUAAUACUGCAAACAUAUAAGCCUCUAAAAUGGCACAUUUUAUUUGGUUGCUGAACCAAGCCAGGGCCAAUAAAAAUGUCAAUAUAAAAGCAACCUAGUAGAGUUACUUCCACUGUUAAUGAUGAAAACGAGAAAAAUAUGACAAAACAAACAUAGGGACGAGAGGCAGACUUGCAAGACGAAAAAGAAAUCAGAUUGUUCACUGUAACAGUGUACGAUCAACAAUGAUAGUCAAAAAUAUAUUUUGUAUCUCCAAAUACUUGUAACGUGGUUAUCUCUUUAGAAAUUCAAGUUCCGUUUCUAAUCAUACGUUUCAUUUGAAACUUUCAAUGAUUAUUUCUACCUGAUUUUAUUAAGCCAAUUAUUGCACUUCCUUAUAAACGUCAGCAUGGUGGCCUCCGCGUUUUCACUGUGAGGUAUUUCCAACCUUUAAUUUUUGACUAGUUUUAAGUACUUGUUAACGCCGAAACUAGGAGAGUAAUUAACCGACUACCUGAGUGUGUGGUAUUCAGAAAGCUUGUUAACCGGGCCUUGUACUAUAUAUUUCUACGGAAUAUCAAGUCAAGUGAAGUCAAGUCAAUAUUUAUUUAUUGUCGGUAGAUAAAAUAACAUUAUAAACAUAGCUAUGUAUAGCUUUUGACCGACAUAGAAUAUAAUAUCAAUUAGAAAUUAUAGGAAAACAGCUAGAUAGUUUUAAAAUUAAUUUAAAAAAUAGAUUUUAUUACGAAUACAGUAUAGUAAAAAACAAGAUAUAUUUUUACCAGCUUUGUCUCUUUUGAUUUGAAAAUUCAAUAAAAUUACUUGCAGGGACGGUGAUAAUCGAGGUCAUUUAUUUCACGCAAUAACUCUUACCAAUUAUUAACAAUUCUUUAACAUGCCUACGUGAAAUGUUUCUAAAGGAUAAGACUGUACAGCUCAGGUUAGAAUUUGAUGCAAAACAAAAACAUUCAAUAAGUAUCUUCUUGUGUGCAGAUUUGUCGCACAUGACCAUUACCAAAGUUUAAGGUAUGGUACACGUUUCCUUAAUAUUUUGUUAAAAUAAAUUAACUUUUUAAAAUUUAAAACACUAUUGUCUUUAAUCUACUAUUAAAAUUUAUUUUCUUUUUUUUAUAAAAUUCGACAAACAUAAAUGAAGCAUAUUUUUUUAAUAUUUGGAUGGUAAAUAAUUAAUACAGCAGUUUUGUAAUUUUAUAUCACUUUUUAAUCUGUAUUAAUCGAUCAAAAUCAAUAAGGUAAUGGAAUGCAACCGUCCGUUGUAUUUCAUCCCUAUCAGCCUUCUGACGUCGUGUUAGCAAAAAAAAUGCAAUUUUAGCAACCUCAUACAUUCGCUUUAAGAAAGACAACAAUUUUAACAUGUUUCAUCAGAUGCAAAUACAUAAUAUAAACAAACGAACGCCAGCUUCUGCUGCAUUAACAGAUUGGAAAAUUAUCUUCUUAAAGUAAAUAUUCAUGAAUGAAGUAUAUAGACAUUCACCUCAUUGAUUUUCGAUUUCGUCUGAAAAAUGUAAAAACAUUUCCUUAAUCACGAAGGAGGAGAUUUUCCAGAUCUGUUUACAAUAUUGAUCGUACACAGGCCAGCAGACUUGCCUCGACUUGCAGCUGAGUUUUUUUUUUAUCUCCUUGAGUAAGGUCGUUUCCAUUAUAACCUUGAAUGAUUCUCACACGUUAAAUGUUGCUCUAGUGUCAUUGAUCUAAGUAUAACUUGGAAGUAAAAAUAGAUAUAAACUAUUUGUGUAUUUUACAAUUUCAUUUCACCACUUUGAUCUUGUUAUUUUACAAUAUCGAUUUUACAUGUUAUAUAUUGUACAUUGGAUGUACUGAAUGAAAACAAUUAUGAUAUAAAUAUAUUGAUCAAAAUCAAUAAGAUAUUGGAUUGCAGUCGUCUGCUGUAUGUAGUCACUAGCGGUUGACGUGAUUUAGGACAAUUGGGCUAUAUAAGUCGCAAGCAUUGCCAGAAAACGUUUGUGGGAUACGACUGUUUCAAGAGCUUUUACAUAUUUAAAGAAAAUUAAGGAUGGAUGACUGGGGAUACACGGCAACAAAUGGUCCGUCCGCAUGGGCGAAGUACUACAUAGAUAAUAAGCCCGGCAUGGGACAGAAGCAAUCACCGAUUGACAUCGUGACGUCACAGGCUGUGUAUGACUCGGACCUAUGUGACGAGGCAUUAAACACCAGAUAUAACCCGGAGAACCAACUGUGCUUGAAGAAUAAUGGACACAGUAUUAUGUGUCAAAUCAAAUCCCAAAAGUCAGAGUUGACGGGCGGGCCGUUAAAAGGUGACACCUACCGACUAGAACAGUUCCAUCUUCACUGGGGAUCUGACGAUACAAAGGGCUCCGAACAUACCAUUGAUGGUAAACAAUAUGCAGCUGAGCUACAUCUAGUUCACUGGAAUGCCUCCAAAUACAAAAACUUUGCUGAAUCAGCAGACAAGAGUGACGGAUUAGCUGUACUUGGUAUAAUGAUUAACGUAGGGAUGGAGAAUCAAUCGUUUAAGGUCAUUACAGACAACAUUGGAAAAGUGAUCUCAAGUAAUUCUGAAUAUUGUAUAGACAUAUCCUUUGAUCCGACCUUUCUGUUGCCCAAUGUUACAUCACAAUAUUGGACGUACGAAGGUUCGUUGACAACUCCACCUUUGUACGAAAGUGUUCAGUGGAUCGUGUUCAAAGACCCGGUUGAAUAUUCGGCGGAACAGAUGAAAAAGUUGAGGAGUUUGAAAGAUUCACACGAUAAAACCCUACAGGACAAUUUCCGGCCGCCAUUACCCGUUCAUAAGAGAGUAGUUCAAGCCUCGUUUAAAUAGAUUUAUUAGUUUUAUUGCAAUUAUCAGCAUCUCUGUUUUAAGAAAUUUCGAAAAAAAUGUUAGUAACCCGUCAAUAUUUUGUCUAAAUCUCCAACGAAAAAUCAACAAUAAAUGAAGACUUACGAGUAAUAGGGUAUCAUAGUCACUUGAAUAUUGUAAGUAAAUGCGAUCCGAAAUCCAGCAUCAGUUUAAGAAAUUAUCCUAAAGAGUAUAUUUGUUAGUGCAUUUUGGCGGCAUUACUUCCAUUCACUGUUCGUGAUUCUGAUAUCUGGGGCUGUUUAAGACAGUGUGUCACUUCAGCAGAUCGAUAUGGACAUAUUUGAUAUAGGAUUGUUCUACCGCUACAUAUUUUACAUGUUAUUUGUUCAAUGAAUUAAAGGGAAAUAAAUUUGAAUUUUCCACUGAGAAGAGUAAAGCAGAUGUUUAACAGGCACAAAAAUACCUAUGAAAUGUGUAAAAUUUCGUUAAAAUAUUUGCUUGUUUUAUAUGCAAGUUAAAACAGCUUGCUUAUCUGAACUCAAAAUCUGGAAGGCUACACCGCUCGUGAAAAUAUUGGUGCUGACAUAUUAUACUAAAUGACCAAUACAAGCAAUUUUAACUAUUCAUUCUUUCAUCUUAAUGGGAUAAUUAUGAAACGAAACUGUAGUUGUAAUGCUUAAAUAGCAUUGAUGAAAUAUUCCAUAGACACGCUGCGAGUAUUGAUAAAUAACAAUGACCAAUUCGUCUUGUUCAGUGUAGUAAUGACGUUGACAUUUAUUGUUGGAUACAGUGUUGUUGUGCUUUCUGGUCCUUUGGGGUCGUAGAAUUCAUUCAAUAUAUGAUAGAAUUCCGUUUAAGCCGGUGCUAGGGGGUGUAAGAGGUGUUGCUAAAUCCAUUACCUCUCAUGAACAAACUGCUAUUAUUUUGCUUGUUUGCAUUCUAUGUUUCCAAAGGACCUUCUUACAUAUUUAAUUUGUUAUAUUAUAUUCAUUUCGAUAAUGUGAUAUUAUGUUUUCAGUAUUUAACAGAGCUUUAGAAUUGAUCUUGAAGAAAGUAUGUUCCGAAGCCCUAUGCUCUUGAAGUUUUGCCUUGUGUUUUGUUAAAAUUAACUAUUGUUGUAAUAUUAAAGUAAUUAUCUUUGUCAGUAUUACGGUAUUAUGUAAUAGUGAUCUUCAUUACAAUAAUCAGUUAUAACAUAUUCAAUGACCUAAUGUUUUCUGAAUGUCUUUACAUUUGUUGAAAUAUGCAUGACCAUUUUCGUUUUCAAGGUCUUCUAAAAUAACUUUGAUGUGUGUGUCAUUUAACUGAGCAAAUGUAGGCUUCAAAGGAAUUUCAUGUAUUUUAGUUAUUACGUGUGUACAUAGUACAGGUUGUUGUUAUGCAACUUAUGAUAACGGCUUGAUGGAAAAAUAAUGCAUCAUGAUAUUGCUUAAGCCAAACUUUCAAGAAUGAUUAAACAGACCACAGAAUGUGUUGUUACUUGAUAAAAAAAUGUAAAAUAAAUAUGAAUAAGA
This is a messenger RNA of Mercenaria mercenaria, 4759 nucleotides long. Its product is annotated as carbonic anhydrase 2-like. The transcript has 9 exons. Lineage: Eukaryota; Metazoa; Mollusca; Bivalvia; Venerida; Veneridae. Gene Ontology annotation, molecular function: zinc ion binding; carbonate dehydratase activity. Gene Ontology annotation, cellular component: cytoplasm. Bases 2478 to 3266 code for a protein of 262 amino acids. The record is from RefSeq and is a predicted model, not a curated record.